This is a messenger RNA of Medioppia subpectinata, 1245 nucleotides long. NCBI's taxonomy places the organism in Eukaryota, Metazoa, Arthropoda, Arachnida, Sarcoptiformes, Oppiidae. The record is from the annotation of a GenBank genome assembly.
AUGGUAUUAGAGACCGCGUACUACGACACGUUGGAAGUGUCGCCGGACUGUACGGUACCGGAACUGAAAAGGGCGUACAAGAAGUUGGCGCUGCGGUACCACCCCGACAAGAACCCGGACGGCGCCGACCGAUUCAAGCUCAUUGCCCGCGCCUACGAAGUGCUGUCCGAUGCCGACCGGCGCCAGGCCUACGACACGGGCGGCGAAGCGGCUGUGAACGGCUCCGGACAGCCACAGUCAUCACCAUUUGAUCUGUUCCAGCAGUUCUUUGGCCAAUCAUCCGAAGACAUUACCAAAGAAUUAAAGGUAACUUUGCAGGAGCUGUACGUCGGCGCUAAUAAGCUGGUCGAGUAUCAGCGACUGGUCCGGUGCCCGACGUGUGUCGGCACCGGUUCCCGGAGUGACGGCACACGCGGUGAUCAAAAGGGUCAACAGCCGUGUCGCCGGUGUCGGGCCACUGGGUUUGAGCGCCGCACUCAACACAUUGGGCUUAUGGUAAUUGAAACUCAAGAGGUAUGCUCGGAGUGUAGAGGCAGUCGCCGGGCGGCCGCCGACCGCUGCCCCAAAUGCGACGGCAAUCGGGUGGUGGAGGAGCGCCACAAAGUAGAGGUGCGCGUCGAUAAGGGCGCCGAAGAUGAGCACAGGAUUGUGGUGACCGGUGGCGGACACUUGGAUCCGAUGAGCGGACAGACUGGCGAUCUGGUGGUAGUGCUCGACGAGCAGUUUGACCGGCGUUUCAAACGUUACAAAAUAGACAACUUGUUGACCACUUUGGACAUCAGCCUAACCGAGUCGUUGUGCGGCUUCCGGACGGGCCUCAAGACACUGGACGGCCGCACACUAGUGGUCACAUCAUUGGCGGGUGAAGUGGUGGCCGACGGUGCCGUCAAGUGUAUCGCCAACGAAGGUAUGCCAGUGUUGGGCCAGCACUUCACCAAAGGUCGGCUGUUAAUCAAGUUUAGGGUAAAGUUUCCGGAAACCAAUCAUUUGACGCCCGAAACUCUAACCCGUUUGGCGGUCUUAUUGUCGCCCACAAAGCCGUUGUUGGCCACACCCGAGCCGUCUGAUUGUAAACUGUCCGGCAAUGAACAGGUGCUGACCUUUUUGGAUAUGGAUGUCGAGCGCGAGAGGGAUGAACAGCACCGACGGUUUGGUCGCACAGAAUUUCAUAAUGAUUUGAAUGGCAAUCACUUUUUUGCUCAUGGUGGUGGUGAUGGUGGUCAAAUGCCAUGCAGUCCAAUGUAA